Messenger RNA from Salvelinus sp. IW2-2015, 1977 nucleotides. It is a transcript of the gene ccn6, whose product is annotated as cellular communication network factor 6. Gene Ontology annotation, cellular component: extracellular matrix; extracellular region. Gene Ontology annotation, biological process: cell adhesion; signal transduction. The record is from RefSeq and is a predicted model, not a curated record. Gene Ontology annotation, molecular function: integrin binding; heparin binding. Lineage: Eukaryota; Metazoa; Chordata; Actinopteri; Salmoniformes; Salmonidae.
UUGAAGGAGACAGAGGGGUGCUUUGUGCCUCUCAACCAGGUCAGCUCCCUCGAUCUCUCUUUCCCAUUCCCCCUCCUCUCUCGGUUGCUAUCCCUCCUUCCCACUCUUUCGUUCUCAAGCUCCCAGAGUUCACCCAAACCUGGGUACUUAAAAGAUGCUAUCUCUGCUCUUCUCUUUGCUCCUGGUCAUUCUAGCUCAACAGUCUCUAUGCAGGGCUCAGAACCAUGGUGGGCAGCUGUCUGGUCUGCGAGGAGGCAAGGCCAUGUUGGAGAGGAAACAGUUGUGCCAGUGGCCGUGUAAGUGCAAGGCCAAGCCCCAGUGUGCCCCGGGGGUCAGCUCAGUGCUGGAUGGCUGUGGCUGCUGUAAGAGCUGCGCCCGGCAGAUAGGCGAGGCCUGCAACGAGAGGGACAUCUGCGACCCCCACAAGGGCAUGUACUGCGACUUCUCUAAUGACCAGCCACGAUAUGAGGUCGGAGUCUGCGCUUACUUGAUGGCAGUUGGUUGUGACCUGAAUGGGGCCCACUAUGAGAACGGCGAGGCCUUCCAGCCCAGCCCGCUGUAUAAAUGCACGUGCAUCGCGGGAGCCAUCGGCUGCACCCCAGCCUUCAUCCAGAAGCCCGCUGCUCUCCUGGGUCCUGCCCCUCUGAGGAGCAACGCACCCCUGCCAGCUGGCCUCCAGAGCGCCCCUGGUGCCUCCAGAAAACACCAGCAGGACACAACAAACAUGGCCGCCAUGCCAGCUUACAGGGAUCCUCCUUUAGCCUGGAAGAAGAAUUGCCUGAUCCAGACCACUCCGUGGAGCCCCUGCUCCAAGACCUGCGGCCUGGGUAUCUCAGUCCGGGUCAACAAUGACAACGGCAAGUGUGAGAUGAGGAAGGACCGCCGCCUCUGCCUGCUGCGGCCGUGUGAGAAGAGCAUCAUGAAGUCCGUCCAGAUGCUGAGAGGAAAGACAUGUAAGCCCAAGUUCCAGGCUAAGAAAGCAGAGAAGCUGACCCUGUCUGGGUGCACUAGCACCAAGAGUUUCAAACCCACUUACUGUGGCAUCUGCACUGACAAGCGCUGUUGCGUCCCCAACAAAUCCAAAAUGGUGACCGUCAACUUCAAGUGCAAGGGCGGCUCCAACGUGCGCUGGAAAAUGCAGUGGAUAACAUCCUGCGUGUGCCAGAGGAAGUGUAAUGACCCUGGGGACAUGUUCGCAGAGCUACGCUUCCUCUAGCACCUUCUCCAGCAUCUAUAAUCAACCUCAGAGCCAUGUCCAUGCCCACAGACUAACACAGGCCUGGCCUAAUCUGCCUCUGGCUCCGUGCUGCCCGAGUCAUGGUAUUUCGGCCUGGCCAUGAAGUGCUACUAAACAGUGCCUGUGUUCUCUGGCGAUGUGCCAAUGGGCUGGUAUGGAAAGUUUAAAACGUGGAACCUCAACUCAUGAAGACUGGAGAGAAACAACUUGUUCUGGGUAUAUUUCUUGACAAUUAACAUGAAAGGAAAUGUAAUGUAAGUGAUCACAAUGUGGGGUUAGACCUCAAUUCUAUGGUUUUUACAGUACCUCAUUAUACAAUAAGGCUGUGAGUGAGGCCAUUAGUGGCAACAGGGAUAGAUAGAGCAAACAUGUUCUGGGUCAAUCUUAAUGAAUCUUUGUAGCGAUCCACUGAUUAUACCCCUUAUCAACAUAAAACACUGUUGUACCAGCUGAAUCACAAUACAUCUUCCUACAAGUUAAUUCUCAACCAAGUUUGCACCACAAUACCUCAUACAAUCUCAUGUCCACUCUGAUUCACUAGAAAUUUAGAUUCAGAAUCAAUAAAAUUAAUUGUUAUUAUUUUUUUGUAUUUUCCCCUGUGUUGUUGACCCUUUUCAAGGCAUACAUAUUCAUAACUCAGUUAUUAAUUGUAAUUUAUUUUUAACGGAUAAGGAAUAUCAUUUAGACACAGGUAAGAAAUCCUUUGUAACUUAUAAAAAAUAAAUAAAUAAACCAAGUUA